Molecule: messenger RNA, 1421 nt
Organism: Boeremia exigua
Lineage: Eukaryota; Fungi; Ascomycota; Dothideomycetes; Pleosporales; Didymellaceae
Product: histidine phosphatase superfamily
Exons: 1
Coding region: 324-1007 (227 amino acids)
Cellular component (GO): cytoplasm
Molecular function (GO): phosphatase activity
Source: RefSeq, a predicted model, not a curated record
GCUAUACGACACAAGCGGCGCACAAGAGUGGCCUGUGUGCUGCGUACGGGAGUGUGAUGUCGCUUCGAAUGCGCAGCGACCCAGCGCCAUUGCGACUAGGACUUCCUACGAGCUGUUGGCGACUUAGGUCAUAAUCGAAAAAUCACGGGUCUCCUCGUCGACAUCUCUCGGAUUACGGGUGGCAUGUCAUGAGUUCUCGGUGCGCCUAGCUCUUCAUAUUUAGGGUCGCUUCUUCCCACGACAAAGCAAUUCUUGACGCUUACCGAAGGUCGCAACACCUAUGUAGCCGUAUCCCCUAUUUCAGAUCCUCAAAAGCCGCUACCAUGUCUCCUCGUGCUGUACACUUCAUCCGCCAUGCCCAAGGCUACCACAAUAUCGACAACGACCAAAGCAUCUCUGACCCCGAUCUGACUCCCAAAGGCCGCGAGCAGUGCAAGCAGCUGUCAGUCUCUUUCCCAUACUUUGAUAGCAUCGGCCUUGUCUGCGCAAGUCCUAUCCGCCGCGCCAUCCAAACUGCUUCUAUCAGCAUGGAACCAUACCUCCAAUCCGGCAAGACCAAGAUCCUGGCUCUACCAUUGGCACAAGAGGCCCCGGCUGAACCAGCAAAUAUCCCAAGUGGAAUAAAAAAGCUGCAGGAUGAGUAUGGGACUAUUGUCAACUUCCAACGAUGCUUCGAGAUGAUGGAUUUCGACUCGAAGAGUGGCACCUUCUCGCCUGAUGUGAGCUCGCUCAAAGAGCGGGCGACGGCCCUGCGCAAAUUUCUCCAAAAUCGGCCAGAAGAGGAGGUUGUGGUGGUGUCCCAUGGUCAAUUUCUGCACUACGUGAGCUGCGACAUCGACGAAGAGGGCAAUCAGUUAAAUGGGGACUGGGAGAAUACGGAAUAUCGCUCUUACAGAUUUUGGCCAACCGGACACCCAGAUGCCCUGCUGCAAGAGACCGAUCAAAGUGUCCAGCGACGGAAUGCAAGUGGACGAGGGCAUGCACAGGGCUCAAGUGGGCGCACUUAGAUGUGCUAUAUGCGGUCUAAUAACCCACAGAAUUCGACGGCACACUUGUCAGAGGUUGAUUCCUCGCGUGAGAUAUUCUUGUCGUGAGCUUCACAGUACAUACUACCUAAUGUAUGACGGAGCUAAGCUUCCUCAAGAAGCAUGCCGAUUGAUCGUUACGUCCUGAACGUGUUUGCUGCAGUUGUUUAACCUGCGAGAGAGCACAAUCAUAAGUAUGCUCAUGCACUACAGUAGUGGUGAUGGCGGAGUCUUUCUCAGGAAAAUAGCCGCGCGACGUGUAGAAACAUAUAUAGUCCACUGGACUUGCGCAAAUACACUGCAGCAAGAUCGAGCAGCUUACAAACUUGACAAUAUAUGCCUCUUAGUGUUGGGCUGCGCGCGGUGCAAGACGGUGGGCGAUGUGCUUGAAAACGU